CUUCGAUCGUGCCUUUUCCAAUUUCGUACGGGUAACCAGGGAACCAAGUAACGGUUGCUGUAAAUACGUUACAAUGUUAAGUGCGACCCUUCAGAAAGUGCGAUUUCUGUACAAACCGUAUGCGUUGGCUAUUGUUUCCAUUGGAUACGUUCUUGGAGAGCUAGGCCAUUAUUUAAUUGGUGUUACAAGCAAAGCCACAGCGGAGGAUUUACACUACGGUGACAUUUCCUGCCAGUUAAACUCGACAACAUUGUCCGUCAUAGAACUUCCGAUUCAAUGCGAGGUAGCCAAAAACGAAAGUUUCUGCGAAUCUCUGGAAUUGAAUGGUACUCGCUACUGCGAAUGGAACUACAAUGGCCUUGGUUUGGAUUAUCAAAUCUUAGCUGGUCCGAGUUUUAUUGCUGUCUUCACGAUCGUCGGCGUCAUCUUGGGUAUUGCAGCUGAUAAAUACAACAGGGUAAGGUUGCUAACCAUUUGCACCCUUGUCUUCAGUGUAGCAAUAGUCCUAAUGGGAGCAGUCAAGGAGUACUGGCAGUUACUUAUUCUUCGUAUGAUAUUAGCAGCAGGGGAAGCAGGAUGUAACCCUCUGGCUACAGGUUUACUUUCCGACUGGUUUGCAGAAGAACAACGAGGACUCGUUAUGUCAAUUUUUAAUUGGGGCAUUUAUGGUGGCUAUGGUAUUGCAUUUCCUGUUGGUCGUUAUGUACCAAAAUUGAAUAUUGGAAAUUUGGGAUGGAGGGCGUGUUACUACGGAGCUGGAAUAGUCGGGCUAAUUAUAGCAGCUCUCACUCUCACGCUGUCCGAGCCAACGAGAAAAACGAUCGGCGAGGAAGAAGUGAAUAAGGACGGAAAGAAAGUACGCAUUUGGAAAGUGAUUCUACAACCUAGGAUUCUGCUUCUAUGCUUGGCUGCGAGCAUCAGGCACUGUGGUGGGAUGUGUUUCGCCUACAAUUGCGAUCUCUACUACAGGGACUACUUCCCUGACUAUGAUCUUGGGUGGUGGUUGUUCGCUGUGACGAUUGUAAUAGGCAGCAUCGGUGUUGUAGUCGGUGGUGCUAUAAGCGACAAAUUCGUAGCGAAAAUGGGAAUCAGAUCGAGAGUGGCUUGUCUGGCCAUUAGUCAGAUAAUAGCAACACCUUUUGCGUUUGGUUCUGUAUACUUUAAUCCGUUAGGAGCAAUGAUUACCCUUGGCAUUUCUUAUUUCUUCGCCGAAAUGUGGUUUGGCAUAGUGUUCGCCGUCGUUGUAGAAAUAGUUCCUUUGCGUUUGAGAUCAACAACAAUUGGUGCUUUUUUAUUUGUAAUGAACAACAUCGGUGGAAAUUUGCCAAUUCUGGUUGAACCGACUAGAAUGGCCAUUGGCUUCCGAGAAUCUCUUUACAUCUAUUACGCUGGUUUCUAUGGCAUUAGCUCCAUCAUGUUCUUUUUGACCAUAUUUUUAAUGGAAGGCGCUAAGGAAGAGACACAGGAUAUUGUUAUUAGAAAACCUGAUUUUGGACACGAUAAUACUAUGUUUACUCACGACGAUGGGAAUGUACCGACAUUAGAACUUCCUCGAUUAUAUCCGCAACCACCACACCGAAUCGAAAACUCUAGGCUAUAAUGUAAUAUAAUGUGAUUUAUAAAUUGUAAAUAGUAUCGCAAGCGAUUUCAGGAAUUGUACAAUUAUUAUAAAUUGUUGCAAAAUGUUCCCUCUACUUUUAAUAAAAGAUCACAAAGUA
Messenger RNA from Dufourea novaeangliae, 1718 nucleotides. RefSeq names its product putative metabolite transport protein HI_1104. The transcript is spliced from 10 exons. Lineage: Eukaryota; Metazoa; Arthropoda; Insecta; Hymenoptera; Halictidae. Gene Ontology annotation, cellular component: membrane. The record is from RefSeq and is a predicted model, not a curated record. Gene Ontology annotation, molecular function: transmembrane transporter activity. Bases 74 to 1600 code for a protein of 508 amino acids. Gene Ontology annotation, biological process: transmembrane transport.